ACAAAGACGAAAGAAGAAUAUAGAUGUAUAUCUCUCGUUAUAAGAGUGAUCGCGCCCGUCCGACGUGACGACGUCACAACUUUUUUGCCGCUCUUCUUUAGCCGACCAGUUUCAAUCUCUGAACCACUUUCAAUACGACGCCAAAUAAAGAUUGUAGAUCGGUAUAAUCUUGGGGGUAAAACAUAAGAGGCACUUGACGUCGGAAAAUUGUCGCAUUAUUUACAGCAGUCAUCUCAUCGCGAUCGGAUUUGUGCGCGAUAACGACCGGAAUAUAAAAAUUACAUCGGUGUAAAGAUUGAUUUGUAUUGACUUUAUCGACAUAUAUCCGUGAACAUGAGACAAAUCUUUGGUUUUCGAUUAGCAGUGGGCGUUAUUAUGUUGGAAGUUUCGUUGAAGAUCAGCGGAUUGUACACAAUCGUUGAAUGUCCAGCGGAGUUGCAAAGAGACAUCGCGAAAUACACCGAGUUGAAAUCGGUGCAAAUAAGCUGCACGAUGCAGCUACUGUGUUCUUCGGGUGGACUGACGAAUUACGAGAUUCUCAGUGAGGGUUACCAGGUGCACGAAUAUGAUCCCGACGCCGAACCGAUGUGCGAGGCAAAGCUCAAGAUCAAUAUCGUGAGAAAUGUGACUGAGACGGAGAACGAGAAUCCGUGCCUCGGACUCGCGCAUCACGAAUACCCGGUAUUGCUGCCUCAUUCGACCAAUUGCAGCUUGUUCUACAAAUGCGAUUGGGGCGUGCCAAUGCUCUUCGAGUGUCCAGAAGAAUUGCACUUUAAUUCCAUUCUCCAAGUAUGCGACUGGCCCUGGCGGGCUGGUUGCGAUUCGUCCUGGCUCGAUUGUCCGCGACCGUUUCCACGAUGUCCGACCAACCACCCGGGCUCGCUACUGCUGCCGCAUCCUUUUCUGUGCGAUCAUUUCUAUCAGUGCGACUGGGGAACACCUCAGUUACAAGCGUGUCCUGCCGGACUUUACUUCGAUCCACGUCUCAAAGUGUGCGAUUGGUCUUACAAUUCCAACUGCCGAAAUUGCUGAGAUAUGAUUACGGAGAAAAGAACCAUACGAUACGUUAAAAAAACAUUGAUGCCGCUUUUUAUUUAAAAAGUGUAUAUAUAUUUAAUAUUUUAACCCUUCGUCCAUAGACAUGGGUCUAUCCAGAAUUAUUCAGAAAUCGCGCAUCGGUGUUUCUAGAAAAAAUUAUUUUUUUUUUAAUGCAUGCUUAA
This is a messenger RNA of Pseudomyrmex gracilis, 1220 nucleotides long. RefSeq lists its product as uncharacterized. The transcript is spliced from 2 exons. NCBI's taxonomy places the organism in Eukaryota, Metazoa, Arthropoda, Insecta, Hymenoptera, Formicidae. The record is from RefSeq and is a predicted model, not a curated record. Gene Ontology annotation, cellular component: extracellular region. Bases 334 to 1032 code for a protein of 232 amino acids. Gene Ontology annotation, molecular function: chitin binding.